Molecule: messenger RNA, 2215 nt
Organism: Lingula anatina
Lineage: Eukaryota; Metazoa; Brachiopoda; Lingulata; Lingulida; Lingulidae
Product: MTRF1L release factor glutamine methyltransferase
Biological process (GO): protein methylation
Cellular component (GO): mitochondrion
Molecular function (GO): nucleic acid binding; protein methyltransferase activity
Source: RefSeq, a predicted model, not a curated record
GAUUGACGGAAGUAUGAAAUGCGCAUGCGCCACACGUGAAAUUAGUCUUGUUUUGAAAACUACUACUACCUACUUUUUGGGUUAGGAGGAUGCAAGUUAAAGGCCAUGGAGAUCGUAGGAGAAAUUUAUAAAUGAAAGUGAGCCCUAGAAACAAUAAAAGUGAAAUGAAUCUUACCACAAGAUGUCUACACCUGCAUUCAGCCUGUGGUUUGUAUGCUGCAGGUACAAUUUGGCCAGCAAGUUAUGUAUCACCAUAUAAAAAACAAUGCCCAAUGUUUUACCCAUUUAAGAAAAAGGAAUUGACACAUUCUUUGACAAUAAAAAGAAAUAAUUGCACACUUGAUGCUCCUAAUAAAGCCAGUGGCAAUAUUCAAUAUACACCAGGAAUGAAAGUAAAUACACUGUUUUCGUUUUGGAACUCUAAAUUCACUGAUUGUGGAAUAAGUGAACCAGAAGCGUCAACAAAUUACAUCAUAGCCCAUGCAUUAGGGAAGAAAACUUUAUGGAAUUUGGACAAGGAGUCAACUUUGGUUAAGGAGGAACAGUUCAAAAACAUUGACAGAAUGUGCCGACGACGCCUUGAGAAGGCACCGGUGCAGUACGUGAUAGGAGAAUGGGAUUUCUGUGAACUUGUACUGAAGAUGGAGCCACCAGUUCUGAUACCAAGACCAGAAACAGAGCACCUGGUGAACUUUGUAUGCAAGGAUCUAGCAAGCAGUGGGAACAGAUCACCUUCCAUACUGGAGAUUGGUUGUGGUAGUGGUGCUAUAUCACUGGCCAUUUUACACAAAAUUAAGGAGGCCAAAGCAGUUGCCAUAGACCAGAGUAUUGCAGCGUGUGAACUGACCAAACUAAAUGCCAGAAUUAAUCACUUGGAAGACAGACUACAGGUGCAUCACCUGGAAUUAACUGAUGAACUCUUUGAAUCCCAGCAUAAACUUUUCUGUGAAAAAUAUGAUGUUCUUGUAAGCAAUCCACCUUAUGUUCCUAGGAAAGAUAUGAAGAAUUUACAGGAGGAAGUUGCAAGAUAUGAAGACCCCAAAGCGUUAGAUGGAGGAGAAGAUGGAAUGGAUGUUAUCAGAAUUGUCCUUAAUUCUGCAUCUUCUGUCUUAAAGGAGAAAGGGUCUGUUUGGUUAGAGGUAGAUACCAGUCAUCCAGACAUCAUCCAAAAACUUGUUACAGAGAAGAGAACUGAUUUGAAACUGAUGUAUGUUGAAACACUUCUGGAUUUUAACAAGAAGCCUCGGUUUUGUCAUCUUAUAUAUGACCCAAGUUGAUGUAAUUAUUGAGAAUCAUUAUUUUAUGAUUUUAAUAUAUUUAAUGUAAAUUAUUUACUGUUUUGACUGUUUUAUAUCAGGAAAGACCAUUUCUACUGAUUUACUGUAGGGCAAUUUAUGCCAGAGUCAACUGGUCUAUACUUGCUGGCUGGGAAUAUUUAAAAGAUGCAAAUUGUUAUCAUGAAAUUUAGUGAGUGAUUCUUUUAUUUUGGUUGGAGGAAUAAUUAAUAAACCAUGAUGAUUUGAUUUUAAUUUUUACUGGUUAUUAACAGUGCUAAAAUAAACUUGGCAUUUGAUCUGUUUGUUUAAAAAUGUGAAUUAAAUAACAUUGCGUAAAUGAUUUAUUGGUUCCCUUGUCUCCCAGACACACUCUAAUCAAUGUGAAUUGACUGGAGAAUAACCAAUAAUAAUAUUAAAAAAAAGUUAAUAACGAUGGACAGUGUUUUCAUUUACAAGGCAGUCAUUAUAACAUAAAGAAAUAUAUUUAUUAUUGCAAUUUUGUGCUAAGUCACAUUGAUAAUGUUCCUUUUUAUCAGCUAAGGGUAAAAAAAAUGAAAUACUGGAUAGGGAAACAAAAAUAAAUGUGUUUGAAUUUUCUAUGCCAAUUAUCAAAAUUUGGUUAAUUUUUAUCUCAAAACCUACUUUAAGUUCCUUUGAAAAUAGUAGAGUUAAAAGCCAUGCCAAAAUGCAAUGAUGUUCAGUAAGUCAAACAGUCCCACAGCUAUUUUAAAAUGUUCCUAUUUGGAAUUUUUAUGCCAUAAUGAAUUUUUCUCAAACUUGAAUCAUUGCAAUAAGUUUUGUCUUUCUAAUAUAAUUAUCAAUUGUUCAGAUCUGUCCAUGCUUGUCCUUCCUGAAAGAUGUUGUAUGUUAAUGUCUUACAAUCACUGAGUUCAAAAUGUCAUUCAGGCUAUGGGAAAAGUGGUCUUCAUUUCUGUGAA